CUUCACUGUGUAGCUGUCUCUUCUUAGCUGCUGAUCUCAAGGAAGAUAUACUAUUUAUAUCAAAGUCAAAUCCACCACCUCCUCCCCCAAACCCGCCAAAACUGAAAAGAUGUCUGCACCCGUCGCCUUGACCUACUUCCCUAAGGCACAAUCGACCUUCAAGCCACCACUCAUCGCCAACGAGAACGCUUUCCUUGGCGACGUUGCGAGCAGCGAGAAGAUCGACCCGGAAAAGCCCAUCUCGUGCGGCUUCUACCGCCUCGAGAAGGGCACCCCCCUCGUCUACACCUACACAUACCACGAGAUGAAGAUCAUUGUCGAGGGCUCGUUCGAUAUCUCGGACGAGGCGGGCAAUAAGGUGCACGCUGUUCCGGGGGAUGUGUUUUACUUCCCCAAGGACGCUAAAAUCACUUUUACCACGGAGGAUUAUGGACUGGCGUUCUACACUGGCCAGCGUAAGGAGGGUGCUGCAUAGAGGUAGAAUAUGAGAUGUUGUUUGGCGCAGGAUUAUUGAAUUGGGU
Mytilinidion resinicola is the source of this 521-nucleotide messenger RNA. RefSeq lists its product as uncharacterized. NCBI's taxonomy places the organism in Eukaryota, Fungi, Ascomycota, Dothideomycetes, Mytilinidiales, Mytilinidiaceae. Bases 110 to 475 code for a protein of 121 amino acids. The transcript is spliced from 3 exons. The record is from RefSeq and is a predicted model, not a curated record.